Messenger RNA from Peronospora matthiolae, 879 nucleotides. NCBI's taxonomy places the organism in Eukaryota, Oomycota, Peronosporomycetes, Peronosporales, Peronosporaceae. The record is from the annotation of a GenBank genome assembly.
AUGAAUAUGUUGGAUGAUGAAGAUGACCAAAGCUUUCACGCUACGCGUGACGGCUACUCCCAUUUGAGCGAUGUCGAAUGGGAUGCGGUUGAACGAAUGGGUUCUACCAUGGGCAUCCAUGCUGUUAGCGUCAUGCUAGAGGCUCUCAAUAGAGAUGCCCAACAUGCUACUAUCGCCAAGUUCAUUCAAAAUGAACUUGACGCUGAACGCGAGAAAGUAGCCUUGCUUCACCAACAAGGUUCUCAACAAGCAGAGUUGUUGAUAGAACAAGGUGCUCAACAGUUUGAACUGUUGAGACAGCAGCAGGCUGCUGCUGGCGGGUCGAUGCACUCGCGUCGACCCGAGACUUUGAAGAUUGACAUCUCAAAGUAUAGGGGGGUCGAAGAAGACUCCCUCUUGAGAUGGUUCGUCGAAUUGGAUGACGCCAUAAGGGCGCGUCGCAUCGACGACGGGGAUAUGCAAGCUGCAUUUUCCCAGUCAAAUCUGGCAGGACGUGCCAAGACUUGGGCACUGGGGCUCAAGCUGCACGACCCAUAUGCGUUUGGGUCGUUGGAAGUCUUCAAGUCGCGGCUCAGACAAACGUUUGAACCGCCUAGAGCUGAGUUCAGGGCUCGAACCGAACUCUUGAAGCUCAAACAGGGUAAGCGUGAUGUGCACGCUUACGCCCAACAUAUACGACAUCUUACGAGAUGUAUAAGUUCCAAUCCGGUGGAUGAACACACGUUGGUUUCGGUGUUCAUGCAGGGUCUUGCGGAUGGUCCCGUCAAGACUCACCUGUUCCGGCUUGAACUAGAUUCACUAGAACAAGCCAUUUCCAUUGCGGAGCAGGAAGAUUUCAGUCUGAGACAGGCUCGCGCCAGCUCGACAUCAUAUCGUUAA